Molecule: messenger RNA, 332 nt
Organism: Paraphaeosphaeria sporulosa
Lineage: Eukaryota; Fungi; Ascomycota; Dothideomycetes; Pleosporales; Didymosphaeriaceae
Exons: 1
Coding region: 73-264 (63 amino acids)
Source: RefSeq, a predicted model, not a curated record
GCUACGACAAUGACGUUUUGUUGAUUAUUUGGCGGAGCGCCACUGUGGCUGAUGCGCUAACGCCAAGGGGGUAUGGUCGCGGCCAGGCUUCUCCAGUCUGCGUUCGUUCAUCUUCCAUCAACAGCUAUAGACACGUUGCUGAUGCGUUCGUGCCGCAGCUGUCUGGGGAUCCAUGCCAUGAGAAUUGAUUCCUAUCGUUGGUGUGACCAACAAAACUGCACGUGUCGCUUGCAUCCACUAAGUUUGAAUCAUAUAAACUACUAGGAUCCAAAUGGCAAUGCAUGCUCAUGAAUAGAUGGAAGAAUAGUGCUCGUCUUCCUCGAGCUAACCUC